AACGCUUUCAUGCUAUUUAUGAAAGAAAUGAGGCCGGCUAUUGCUAAUGAGUCCGGUCUAAAAGAAAGUGCUGCCAUUAAUAAAAAACUUGGAGAGCAGUGGCAUUCCUUGGAUAAAGAAGAGCAACAAAAAUAUUACGAUUUAGCUCAUGAAGAACGAACAUCACAUAUGAAAAAAUAUCCUAAUUGGAGUGCACGAGAUAAUUAUGCUCGUCGCAGUCGAAAGAAGAAGAAGAGAAAGGAUAAGAUGCAAGCUGACUCAGGUACUAAAUGUAGGGCUAGAUAUGGUAUUGAAAAUACUGCAAAAUGGUGUAAACCUUGCAGGUCAGUUUACGGCGAAAGUAAAGAAAUUUCUUUUGCAUACUGGAAGUAG
Molecule: messenger RNA, 372 nt
Organism: Trichoplax adhaerens
Lineage: Eukaryota; Metazoa; Placozoa; Uniplacotomia; Trichoplacea; Trichoplacidae
Exons: 3
Biological process (GO): regulation of transcription by RNA polymerase II; canonical Wnt signaling pathway
Cellular component (GO): beta-catenin-TCF complex
Molecular function (GO): DNA-binding transcription factor activity, RNA polymerase II-specific; RNA polymerase II cis-regulatory region sequence-specific DNA binding
Source: RefSeq, a predicted model, not a curated record